Messenger RNA from Dovyalis caffra, 1614 nucleotides. NCBI's taxonomy places the organism in Eukaryota, Viridiplantae, Streptophyta, Magnoliopsida, Malpighiales, Salicaceae. The record is from the annotation of a GenBank genome assembly.
AUGGCGGCUUUUAAUGUUUCUUCUUGCCCUUCAACUACCACAAGAGCAGCACUCUCCGGUUCACAGUCAUGCAGAAACUUCAAAUUGUUCAAUGGAUUACAUGGCGUGAAUUCAUUUUCUGCAAAUGGUAUUGCAUCGAAUUUGGCGUUGAUUCGGCUGGAUGGUAGUAAAUCCUGUUUUGGUAUUAAGGGUGGUUGCAAAACUCGAGCCACGCUGAUAUCUGGUGACGACCUACUGUCCUAUUCCAAUGGCAAUGGUGUUGCAGCAAAGAGUACUCUUCUUGAUAAUGGUUCUGUUGGGAUUGACUUACAGCCUGAGGGAAUAGCAUUAGGAACCCUAUCAGCGGAUACUGCUCCGGUCACUAACGAUUUUGCUGUUGGUAUUGAUGACUGUGAAUUAGAUCGCCCCACAGAAGGGUUUUCUUCCAUCCCUGAUGCCAUUGAAGAUAUCCGUCAAGGAAAGAUUGUAGUGGUUGUAGAUGAUGAAGACAGAGAAAAUGAAGGGGAUCUCAUCAUGGCAGCAGAAUUGGCAACACCUGAAUCUAUGGCAUUUAUUGUGAAGCAUGGCACUGGAAUAGUUUGUGUGAGCAUGCAAGGGGACGAUCUAGACAGGUUACAGCUUCCUUUGAUGGUUAGGCAAAACGAAAAUGAUGAAAAACUUCGUACAGCAUUUACUGUGACAGUGGAUGCUAAACAUGGUACAACCACUGGGGUUUCAGCUAAUGAUAGAGCAACAACAGUGUUAGCUCUAGCAUCCAAAGAUUCAAAACCUGAUGAUUUCAACCGUCCUGGCCACAUUUUUCCAUUGAGGUACAGGGAGGGUGGCGUUCUGAAAAGAGCUGGACAUACAGAAGCUUCUGUUGAUCUUGCUGUUCUAGCUGGAUUGGAACCUGUUGCAGUUCUGUGUGAGGUUGUAGACGAUGAUGGGUCCAUGGCUAGAUUGCCAAAGCUUCGUCAAUUUGCUCAGAAGGAGAACUUGAAAGUUAUAUCUAUAGCUGAUUUAAUAAGGUAUAGAAGGAAGACUGAUAAAUUGGUAGAACGUUCUUCUGCUGCUCGGAUACCUACAAUGUGGGGACCAUUCACAGCUUACUGUUAUAGGUCAAUCUUAGAUGGCAUUGAGCAUAUUGCAAUGGUUAAGGGUGACAUUGGAGAUGGGCUGGAUGUUCUUGGGGUUUUGGUCUAUCUCCGUGGGCAUGAAGGACGUGGCAUUGGUUUAGGUCAUAAACUUCGAGCAUACAACCUCCAAGAUGAUGGACGCGAUACCGUGGAAGCAAAUGAGGAGCUGGGGCUACCCGUUGAUUCACGAGAAUAUGGCAUCGGCGCCCAGAUGUUGCGGGAUCUGGGUGUCCGAACAAUGAGGCUGAUGACAAACAACCCUGCAAAGUACAUCGGUCUCAAGGGUUAUGGAUUGACAGUAGCAGGUAGAGUUCCUCUAGUGACUUCCAUCACGCAGGACAACAAGAGAUAUCUGGAAACCAAACGUGCUAAAAUGGGACAUAUAUAUGGGGUUGAAUUCAAUGGCCGCUUAAGCAACCUUAUCAAUAGCAAUGGUAAUGGUAAAUCCAGCGUCAAUAAGUCCGGUGUUGACGCUCAAUCUGAUGUUGCUUCCAACUGA